Empidonax traillii (willow flycatcher) is the source of this 1470-nucleotide messenger RNA. RefSeq names its product cholesterol 7-desaturase-like. NCBI's taxonomy places the organism in Eukaryota, Metazoa, Chordata, Aves, Passeriformes, Tyrannidae. Gene Ontology annotation, cellular component: chloroplast. The record is from RefSeq and is a predicted model, not a curated record. Gene Ontology annotation, molecular function: 2 iron, 2 sulfur cluster binding; chlorophyllide a oxygenase activity. Gene Ontology annotation, biological process: cholesterol metabolic process; chlorophyll biosynthetic process.
AUGCCAGAACCGAGCAGGGACAGGCCAGGGGGGCAAACCUCCCACUGCUCCGGGAAGCACGAGAAAAUCUCCACCACAGUGGAGAACGGGCCGAUUGCUGGGGGGCCGAGCAAUGAGCGUCCCGCCCGACCCCCUUCCCCUGGUGCUGCUGUUUUUGCAGCUCCAGCAUCUCCUGUUCCCGCAGGGGAACAUCUGGCCGUGUUUCGCUCCCAGGAUGGCCAAGCCCAAGUGCUGGACGCCCACUGUCCCCACCUCGGGGCCAACCUCGCUGCCGGCGGGCGGGUCCGGGGCGGCUGCAUCGAGUGCCCCUUCCACGGCUGGCAGUUCCGAGGAGAGGAUGGGAAAUGCAUCAGCAUCCCGUGUGCUGCAAAAGUGCCGGAUCGCGCCAGGGUGCGGGGCUGGCCGUCCUGCGAGGUGAACGGGAUGCUGCUGGUCUGGUACCACUGCCAAGGGCUCGAUCCCACCUGGGCAGUGCCCGAGCAGCGCGAGAUCACCACGGGAGAGUGGGUGUUCCUUGGGCAGACGGAGCUCCUGGUGGACACGCACAUCCAGGAGAUCCCCGAGAACGCGGCCGACGCGGCUCACUUGGCUUUUCUGCAGGGCCCAGCUGUCCUGGCAGGGUCUGACCUGAGGUACACCAGGUCCAGGCUGGGGGACUUCAUGAAGCACACCUGGAAGGCAGAGUGGCAGCCCGAGCCCAACGCAAACGAGCACUGCUCCCACCUGCUGCUCCAACACUCCGCCACCAUCUUCGGGAAUGGCCUCUGCCUCACGGAUCUGACGGUCUCAGCCAGGCAGGUGGGGCCAGGGCUGGUUUACCUGACCUUUGAACACGCGUUCCUGGGCCGUGGUGUCAUCCUGCAGACGGUGACUCCCCUGCAGCCUCUCCUGCAGAGCGUCCGUCACAAAAUCUACGACCAGAAGAACGUACCAGCCAUAGAACCCAAGCUCAUCCUGAGGGCAGAGUGUGUCCAGUUUGAGUGGGAUGUGACCACCUGGAAUAACAAGCAGUACCUGUCCAAGCCACUCCUGGUCCGGGAGGACUCUGGGAUCCGGAGACACCGGCGCUGGUUCUCCCAGUUCUACAGCGAGGGGAGCGUGAGGUCCCUGGCUCGGGAGGAGGGCCUGGACUGGUGAGGACCCUCCUGCCCCCUCACUGUAGGAGCUGCCAGAGGCUCUCAGGUGGGUCCUGCCCACCCUGGCUGGUGGCAGAGAAGCUGUGCAGGCACCACCAGUGUAACAAAUACAGGCAAUGCCACAGGGAGCAGAGCCUGAGCCCCGGUGAUCCUUCGGUGUCCAGGGCACCAAAACUCCAAGGCUGUCCUGCAGUGUGAGCUGAGGGUGAAAUUCAGGUUAGAAUCAUGGAAUCACAGAAAUCCUGAGCUGGAAGUGACCCACAGGACCAUCCAACCCACCUCCUGGCUCUGCACAGACACCCCAACAAUCCCACCCUGUCCCUCAGAGCGUUGU